AUGACAACAAUCGCCUCACUCAAGCGGUUAUCCGCAAAAUCCCUCUCAGAGAAAAUCCUCGAGGAAGUCAACGCCACCGACCCAACCUUUGCAGUGAUUGACGUUCGUGAUAAUGAUUACAUUGGCGGUCAUAUCAAGGGCUGCACAAAUAUUCCCGCUCAUACUUUGGAGGCUAUGUUGCCGACGCUCGUGCGUCGCCUCAAAGAUAAGAAGACGGUGGUGUUCCACUGUGCUUUGAGUCAACAGCGUGGUCCUAGUGCGGCGCUCAAGUAUCUUCGUGAGAGGGAUGGUUUAUUGAGGUCUAUGGGGGAGGAGGCUAAGGAGCAGGAUGUUUAUGUCCUGGAUAGAGGGUUUACGGGGUGGCAGGAGAUUUAUGGGGAGGAUGAGAGGUUGACCGAGGGGUACGUUAAGGAUCUCUGGGAGAAUUAUUAG
Fusarium coffeatum is the source of this 432-nucleotide messenger RNA. RefSeq lists its product as uncharacterized. The record is from RefSeq and is a predicted model, not a curated record. The coding region runs from base 1 to 432 and encodes 143 amino acids. Gene Ontology annotation, molecular function: protein tyrosine phosphatase activity. Gene Ontology annotation, cellular component: cytoplasm; nucleus. The transcript has 2 exons. NCBI's taxonomy places the organism in Eukaryota, Fungi, Ascomycota, Sordariomycetes, Hypocreales, Nectriaceae.